UACGGUUCAUUCCACCUUUACUUCCUUCUCUCAUUAAUCUCAUCCAUAUGCUUCCUCCCUCUCUCUUUCUCCCCCUCUCUCUCAGAGCAUGAUUUCUUUGCUUGAUUUAUUGAAAUCAGAAGAGCCUUUUGGUAACUAGCUAGAUCAUAUGGUCGCCUGAAUUUUUUUGGCAACUACGUACUAGUUCAUGGUAAUUAAGCAUACAUAGAUCUCACUUAUCUGUUUGUUCUUUGAUUUCUCCUUCAAAGUUUUGCAUGUUCGAUCAGGGAGCUAUAGGAUUUUCCACUCUUAUUUCUUUACUUCUAUAUAUAUACAUAUGUGUGUGUGUUCUUCUUAUCUUGCAAGAUCUGGAGGAAAAGAAAGUGCUUACGAGCAACUAGCUAGCUAGAGAUUUUAUGUAGAGUUCAUUUGAAGGGAAAGCACAGAUCUGAUCCUUUUUCUUUUCUGUUUUUUGACUGAUUGAGCUGUUGAUUGAUCAGAUCUCUUUUCAAAUCUUUCGCACUGAAUUCGGAGAAAUUAACCAUGAAAGGGAUAAUCAGAAUUCAUCCAAAACACCAAGUCGUGGAGGAGAACAUGUCCAAUCUCACCUCUCCUUCCGGGGAAGCCAGUGUCUCAUCCAACCAACAGUCCUCGUUGGCCUCCACAAAUCCAAACUCAAGUAACAAGAAAAAGAGGAAUCUCCCAGGAAAUCCAGAUCCAGAAGCCGAGGUUGUGGCACUGACUCCCAAGACACUGAUGGCGACCAACAGAUUUGUGUGCGAGAUCUGCAACAAAGGGUUUCAGAGGGAUCAAAACCUGCAGCUCCACAGGAGGGGCCACAACCUCCCAUGGAAGCUCAAGCAGAGGCCCAAGGAGGUGAAGAAGAAGGUGUACAUCUGCCCCGAGCAGACGUGCGUCCACCACGACCCUUCUCGGGCUCUCGGCGACCUCACUGGCAUCAAGAAGCACUUCAGCCGGAAGCACGGCGAGAAGAAGUGGAAGUGCGACAAGUGCUCCAAGAAAUAUGCAGUCCAGUCCGAUUGGAAGGCUCACUCCAAGAUCUGUGGCACCAAGGAAUACAGGUGCGAUUGUGGCACCCUGUUCUCGAGGAGGGACAGUUUCAUCACUCACAGAGCAUUUUGUGAUGCCCUGGCAGCUGAAGAGAGUUCAAGGGGCAUCGCAGCAAACCCCAUGUCAGCUCACCACCCACUUCAAUUAAUCUCUCAUUCAGCAGCAGCAUCUCUCGAGCCCUUCUCUCUCCACUUCCAUAACAGUCACCAAGAAGUGCAACAGAUGGAGCAGUUCAGCAGUACUAUCCCCCCAUGGCUGAAUUGCCAAGGCAGCACCUCAUCUAACUCCCUCAACCACCAUGGUCUCGGUCAACUCCCAACUGUUUAUUCCACAAGGCUGCUGGAACAGGAUCAUCACGCGUACCCUAAUCAUGACAACCUUCCUCCUCCUCCCCCUCCUCCUCCUCUUACUCUUCCGCACAUGUCAGCCACUGCAUUGCUGCAGAAGGCAGCUCAGAUGGGUGCAACUCUAAGUACUGGCAGGCCUCAAAUGGCACCUCACACUAGCCAUUACUCUUCUGCUUCAGCCUCUAAUGGAUUUGGCCUCGGCAUGGAAGCUAGUACGGACAUUGGUGGACGAGGAACAGCACCUACUCAUCUCCUUGAAGACAUGAUGAUGAACAGCAACCCCCUCUGCUCAUCAACUUCUACUCCGGGGUUUGGUGGGUCAUUCGAGGAUGCAUUUGGUGGAAUGAUAGGUUCAAAAAGGGAAGGGAGUAGCAGCUACAUGGAGGGCAUGGUAAGAGCCCAAGGAAACAAUGAAGGAGGAGGAAGAGCUGGGAAUGAUGGGAUAACAAGAGACUUCUUAGGCCUAAGGGCUUUUCUUCCACAGGGUUAUCCUUAACUCUGAUAUAUAGAUUAAUGCUGAUCGAGGCCUAAGAGGUAGGUUGCUGCAUGCAUGAAAAUUGUUUAGCUGGUUAGGGCGAUCAUAAAUCCAUCUCUCGUAGUUUUGGUAAAAGCAUUAAUUCAUACUUUAUUGUCUCCCGUCGGAUUUCUUGAAUGAAUGAAUAUGAUCUGCAUGCACUCCAAAUGGAGGAAACUUUGUUGUA
Zingiber officinale is the source of this 2098-nucleotide messenger RNA. RefSeq names its product protein indeterminate-domain 11-like. The record is from RefSeq and is a predicted model, not a curated record. The transcript has 4 exons. Gene Ontology annotation, molecular function: DNA-binding transcription factor activity. Bases 523 to 1893 code for a protein of 456 amino acids. Gene Ontology annotation, cellular component: nucleus. Lineage: Eukaryota; Viridiplantae; Streptophyta; Magnoliopsida; Zingiberales; Zingiberaceae.